GGUCACUCAGUCCUAAUCACACCCUUUGAAAAUGGCCAAGACGAAAGCCUCAGACCACCUGGAGCCAUGGCGCGAUCUCAAAGACAAGGUCGUCAUGGUCACCGGCGCCUCCUCCGGCCUCGGCCGUGAGUUCUGUCUCGACUUGGCUCAAGCCGGCUGCCGUGUUGUUGCCGCCGCUCGCCGCGUCGAUCGCCUCCAGUCUAUUUGCGAUGAAAUCAACAAGCUCUCAACCACCGCGCCGCCGCAGACGAGAGCCGUCGCUGUCGAGCUCGACGUCAGCGCCGACGGCUCUGCUAUUCAGAAGUCUGUGCAGAAGGCUUGGGAUGCCUUUGGCCGCAUCGAUGCCCUCAUCAACAACGCCGGUGUUAGAGGUACUGUGGCAUCUGCAAUGGAAUUGUCUGAGGAGGAAUGGAACAGUACUUUGAGGACUAACUUGACAGGCACCUGGUUGGUGUCAAAAUAUGUUUCCCUAUGCAUGCGUAAUGCAGAUCAGGGAGGAUCAAUCAUUAAUAUAUCUUCCAUUGCUGGGAUUAAUCGUGGAUAUUUGCCUGGAGGUCCAGCAUACAAUUGUUCAAAGGGUGCCGUAAACAUCUUGUCUAAGGUCAUGGCUGUGGAGUUGGGAGUACACAAAAUCAGAGUCAAUGCAAUAUCACCUGGGCUGUUCAGAUCUGAAAUUACAGAGGGUCUUAUGCAAAAAGAUUGGCUACACAAUGUGGCUCUUAGGACUGUCCCUUUGAGAACAUUUGGCACUUCAGAUCCAGCAUUGACAUCACUCGUGCGUUAUUUGAUACAUGACUCCUCUGAAUAUGUCUCAGGAAAUAUCUACAUUGUAGAUGCAGGAGCCACCUUGCCAGGUGUCCCUAUUUUUUCUUCCCUUUGAAAUUUAAUGUUGAUUUAUGUUCAUGGAAAAAGGAUCUACAGUAAUAUGACAUAUUUGGUACCACCCUGCGUAUGUAUGGUUUGAAUAAGAAAAUUAAUCUGCGAGAACUUUGAGUCAUGUGAUUGUUACAUGUCUUACGUAAUGAAGCUUUGGCAAUUUGUGAACAA
Messenger RNA from Argentina anserina (silverweed cinquefoil), 1047 nucleotides. RefSeq lists its product as uncharacterized. The record is from RefSeq and is a predicted model, not a curated record. The coding region runs from base 32 to 880 and encodes 282 amino acids. Gene Ontology annotation, molecular function: oxidoreductase activity. NCBI's taxonomy places the organism in Eukaryota, Viridiplantae, Streptophyta, Magnoliopsida, Rosales, Rosaceae. The transcript is spliced from 3 exons.